This is a messenger RNA of Klebsormidium nitens, 642 nucleotides long. The record is from the annotation of a GenBank genome assembly. Lineage: Eukaryota; Viridiplantae; Streptophyta; Klebsormidiophyceae; Klebsormidiales; Klebsormidiaceae.
AUGUUCUCCAUGUUCUCGAUACCCGGGAACGGAGCUGUCCGCAAGGGGCUCGCCGUCCAGCAGAGCUUCUUAGAGGACCUCUCCGCACCUGUGCCGAUCAACCGCAAGGCCAGGCCUUCUUUUGAAUCAGUAGCCUGGUCCGAGGCCUGGAAUGCUGACGCAACAAUGACGUAUGAUGACAUCGAACGGGAAGAAGACCUCGAAGCAGCGGAACGGGCGCUGGAAGACCAAGACAACUCGGAGCGCAGUGCGUCGGAGAUCGACUGGCCGCUCUGGGUGCGGAAUGCGCUGCACGAGCCCGACGCGCCGAAGGUGCGCGAGCCGAAUACGCCGGUGGUGCGCGAGCAUGAAGUCAGCGGGCAGCGUCAGCCGAUCGUACAGUCUGCGUACGAGCCCGAGAGGACUGUCAAGGAGGAACGCCCCUUGGAGCGUACUGCAGCCGUCGAGAAGGGGAGCACGGAGGAAGCGCACGAGACCGUGCCUGAAAAGGCACAGUCUCAGGUCCCGCUUCUGGCAAUCGCUGCGAGCGUCGGGACGUGUGUGGCCGCCAUUGCUGUGCGGUACCUGACAGCUGCGUCGCCGGCAAAGUGCCUUGAGCUCAAGAGGGAGGGCAAGGUGUGCAGGCGCGGAAUAUUCUCGUGA